This is a messenger RNA of Parnassius apollo (apollo), 219 nucleotides long. The record is from the annotation of a GenBank genome assembly. Lineage: Eukaryota; Metazoa; Arthropoda; Insecta; Lepidoptera; Papilionidae.
AUGAAAAUUCUUAGCAUUGGUGAAGGGUAUGAUGAAAAGAACAUCAAAGCGUGGCUGAACUGCGAUAGUGGAGACCCUGGAUUCCUAAUAUUAAUUGAUGAAGAACUUAUUGACGAUUUGAAUAGUAAAGAGAGAGAAAAUGAAGAAGAGACUGAAUCUGAGGAUAUUUGUCAAGUAGCAAAGCACAUACUUUUGAAGCUUUUUGAAUGUUGCUUUUAA